AUGUUGAAUGUGGCAACACGUGGCUUGUCGAAGAGCAACACUGUUGACAAGGUUGGAGAGGUUGGGCAUUGCUGGAUGCCAAGGGUGUGGUCUUUGGUCAGAUUUGACAAUGGUGGAUGGCAGCAGCGCCGCAACAGUUUUCAAGGAGGAUACCAUAUCUUUGAUGUUAUAUUAAGAUUCAUGGAUCAUCCUAAGAGUUACAAUAUUGAAGAGCUCACUGGAAAUGAAUCCAAAGUUAUUGAAAUGGAUUUGAUGCUUGGUGUUGCGGAUCUUAAUACGCCUGAGGCUGUGGCUGCUGCUGAAUCAGCAAUUUCCAGUUGUCAGCCUGCGAUUUCAUUGGCCGCUGAUGGCAAAGACACAGACACAGAUUCAGAUGAAAGCAGUGCUGAAGAUGAUAACGAGGAUGAUGGAAUCAGAAGUGGUGAUGCUGAAAAUGAUGGUAGAAAGCCUUCAUCUCUUGAUGAUGAAAAAUGAAAGGGAAAUCAUAAUUCCAAAAAACGAGCAAGGAUAGUUGAGCUUUCCUGAACUCGAUGGUGUGUGGUAACUGGUAAGGGGUUAUGAGAACUAAAUGCAUGAG
Arachis duranensis is the source of this 577-nucleotide messenger RNA. RefSeq lists its product as uncharacterized. Gene Ontology annotation, biological process: box C/D snoRNP assembly. The record is from RefSeq and is a predicted model, not a curated record. Bases 1 to 474 code for a protein of 157 amino acids. Gene Ontology annotation, molecular function: box C/D methylation guide snoRNP complex binding. The transcript has 3 exons. Lineage: Eukaryota; Viridiplantae; Streptophyta; Magnoliopsida; Fabales; Fabaceae.